Molecule: messenger RNA, 657 nt
Organism: Dibothriocephalus latus
Lineage: Eukaryota; Metazoa; Platyhelminthes; Cestoda; Diphyllobothriidea; Diphyllobothriidae
Source: the annotation of a GenBank genome assembly
AUGCCCCAUCCGUAUAAUCUCUUUGACCACUGGUUCCGUACUAUAGAAUGCUGGGAUUUUGGUUUCUCUGUUGUUACAUUAAUAGGCUGUUACCAAAUAAUCUUCUCUUUGCGCAUCGGUGGUCGCGUCGACAUCAUUAAGUUUCGCUCCCAUCACCAAACAUGGGCCAAAUAUGCUUUCUGCUCAGCUUAUUUUACACAUGCAUUCACCUUUUUUGCGUUUAUUCCUAUUCUUGAUUAUUUUUUAUGUCGCAAUCAACAGGCCGACCUGAAUACCCUGAGGGGCCUACGAGAACAGAACAGUGUGUGGGCGCUGUUCAGCGACGGCAGCAUCUGGAAUGGAUCCGUCAAACAGGCGCAUCUUGACACUCCGGUAGAGGAGGGCGACGUGAUUGGCCUCUACUACGACCAUGCGGAGCUCACCUUUGCGGUUAACGGCAUCCCCGUGAAACUGCGCCUGGCCCCGACCUCCUCCAAUGCGGAAGAACCCCAGCCGGUCGUCUUCCAGAAUGGCCUCAUCGGCAUCCGUGGCACCGUCUUCCCCGUAUUCGCCACCGAUGAUGGCGCCAUCCUUGACACACGUUUCACCAGUUUUUACUAUCCUCCCUCCCGCAAUUCCGGCUUCGCUGAAAUCCGAUUAGAGCAGGAUAUCAUUUGA